Phytophthora sojae is the source of this 1260-nucleotide messenger RNA. RefSeq lists its product as hypothetical. The record is from RefSeq and is a predicted model, not a curated record. Gene Ontology annotation, molecular function: DNA-binding transcription factor activity. NCBI's taxonomy places the organism in Eukaryota, Oomycota, Peronosporomycetes, Peronosporales, Peronosporaceae. Bases 1 to 1260 code for a protein of 419 amino acids. The transcript is spliced from 2 exons.
AUGCAAGCACUCGAGCACUAUGGCUCAGGACGGACGGGCGGCGAGUGGAAGCUCAUCACGGACUUCGUGGGCACGCGCACCAUCGAGGAAGUGCGUUUGCACGGGCGGCAGUAUCUCCAGCGACUGGUUCAACAGUUGCCGCCAUCCCCCGAGGCGGCGGCUGCAAGUCGCUCCUUGUCCAGCGCAGGCAAUCAGAACAACCCCAACAGACAGAACUACCAGGUACCCAGAGGCGUCGAACUCCAGAAACCACGAGGAAAGAGAUCCGUCCCCCAGCCACAGGGAGUCCCGCCGGGCGGCAGCAGCGCUCUGAGCGCGGCGGCACUGGAGUGUGCACAGUCGAUGAGUGUUCAAGCCCCAGCGCAAUAUUACAGCCAGCAAUUUCCGCCACAAUACCAGCCAGGAAGCGCUGCUCCGCGACGGAACGGGCAGCGGUCGAAUCCCUGGACAUUCCAAGAAGACAAAGCCUUUGAAACAGUGCUGGCAGAUUGGGCUGGCAACAAGCCGUACUCCUGGGUGAAAAUCGCGGCAGCCCUGCCGGGUAAGACGGCGAAGGACGUGCGCACCCGCUACGACGAAAUGGUGGGGGAAGUCGCCUCGAUUGAGUUUGGAGAGGUGGUGCCAGUCCCCGACAGCAACGUUCCUAGCGACCCUGCCGCUAAUCGGCGACAUGGUUCCACCUCAACGCUGCGUCAGCGAGCAGUUCCACCGCCACCUAUUGAGGUACCGCCUAGAAGUGUAGGCAAAGGUAGUAGCACUCGAAGCAGGAGAGGUUCUGCGAGCGGGAUCACUAUGCUCAGCCCGACAUUCCUCGACUUGUUGGCGAAGGAAGCCGAAAGUGAGGAGAAAUCGCCGUUGCCGGCACUGCCGAUGCCGUUCCCAGGACUAACCAACCUGCCGUCGCCUUUGUUCUCGCCGACUCUGCUACCGUCGGGGUCUCCUGGCUUCUUCAGUCCUGGCAACAAGAAGUCGGCAGCUCGCGGCCAGCAAGACAAAAAGUUUUUGGGGGAUGACGCCAAGAUGGAGGAUGUAGACGCAGAGCCAGCGGGGAAGAGCGACGAUCCGCGGCGCUCCUCGACUCCGCGGAUAUGGAACGACUUCCUUGCCGACGAUUUCAAGUUCGACGACCCCCUCGGCCCAACCCCCCGUCGUAGCACUAGGAAAAUCCCUCGCUCAAAGGGAAGCGAGGGCCACAAGGCGUCCAAGAAGAAGGGCCCAGGACAGGAAGACGUCGAAAUGACCGAUGCUUCAGCCGCCUGA